This is a messenger RNA of Volvox carteri f. nagariensis, 312 nucleotides long. RefSeq lists its product as uncharacterized. The record is from RefSeq and is a predicted model, not a curated record. Lineage: Eukaryota; Viridiplantae; Chlorophyta; Chlorophyceae; Chlamydomonadales; Volvocaceae. The transcript has 2 exons. Bases 1 to 312 code for a protein of 103 amino acids.
AUGAAGGUAUCGGCGGGCCAACAAGGACGCAACAAGCUGCCAUCUCCAAUGACAGCCCCGAAACCAACUUCCUUCACGGACUGCGCAAGAUAUGUAGUGAUUGCGUGUCAUUUUGAUAGGAAACCGCGACGGGACAUUUUCGUUUUAGACCUAUUUCAGCAAUUAGCCUGGCCUCGCUCGAUUGCAUGUCGGCGUUGGAUCGCAGCUACAACAGCUAGUAGCCCCUUGACCACGCCAAGUAACCACGUUCAUCUCCAAGGUUUAGAAGCGGCGCUCAAGGUUUUGCUUUUCAGCGACAUGCAUGACACUUAA